AAGAUUUAAGUAUCAUUUCAAAAUAAGAAGCAUAAAAUUUAAAUUAAUUAUUUUAUGAAUUAACGCACGAGUUAAUUUAUAAAAUAAUAAAAAAUUGCUAUAAAACUUCGAUUUCAAGUAUCGUUAUUAUGCAAACAAAAUAUAAAAUAAGAAAAUUGGAUUCAUUGAUUGCUAUUAGAAAAAAAAUUGCCAUAAAGAAAAAUUGUCAUCUGCAAUUACUAUUAUAAUGACUUACAAUUUGAUGACAAUAUACUCGAACGUAGUACAUACUAGAAUUUCUAGUUGCACACGAUGAAAUACAGACGAAGAGUGGGAUUGCCGACAAUUUUGUGCCUCGUUUUACACACUCUCGACAAUUCGUCAUGACGAUUAAUCACAGAUAGAUAAUAACGCUGGAUCUCAUUUCAUCGAUUCAUUUUAGUUUUCAUUGAUUGAGACUUCAUAUAGUGAGUUGUUGUGGUACACUAAAAGUACUGAUUAAUUCGUACUAACAAUAAGUGUAAGCAUCUUUUUAAAUCUUUCUUUAGUUUCAUUUUAAUUUAUGACGUAUUGAAGAUUUCCUUCUUUAAUCGUGUGUGUCAGCCGCGUCCUUCGUGAAACUCGUUGUACGUCACAAAGCUGUGACGCGAGUUGUGAAACGAUGUGAAACGAAGCGACAUGAUGUUAAUAUUUCCCGUAUCGUUUACGAAUUCCUGUGAUGCGUCGUGGCAUAUUUAGUAUUUCUUUUAUGUGGCAUACUUCUUACGGGGAACGUGAAACACGUAGGAACGAAUUUAUCCGUGUUAUAAUUCCAAUACUAAUUAUGAUUCUCUGGAAACUCGUGGCAUUACCGGUCUGACUCUACGGUAGAAUAAUUAUGAAAUUAGCAUUUAUUUUACAAAUGUUUUCAUGAUUAUAAAUUUUACGUAUCGCGUGUGUAUAUGGUGCAGUGGAUGGUAUGCUAGUAAUUGUUAAUCAGAAGCACAGACAAAGUGACUGCGGCCAACAGAAACGAUGAUUUGUGCGAGUUCAUGGGUAUGGUGACAUUGGUGCAGCAGCAUGAACAAACAUCAGAUGAAAAUCAAUAUCUAAAAAAUCAGAAUCAAAUAAAUAACGCCUCUAUUGAAAAUCGUGAUAACAACUGUCGUGGUGAGAUAGUGCAUUCUUCCAUUGGCACUGCAGUCAGUGGUGUCAGAAAUGGCAGCCUUGCCGGUUCCUCUACGCAGUGCAGUAACAUAGAAGAUGACAGUGAAGAUGACGAAACGGAUAUUGAUGAAGGAGAUUGGGUACCAGAUUUACCUGUACCAACGGUGUUUCAACACCAAGAAGUAAUUACCACGGAUGGCAAUGUGGUGCUUCCAAAUGCAGAUGUCUCGAAUUUCGGUGAUGUGCGCGUAAAAAAUUCAACUAACGUGCAUCUUGGUAACAAGACCUUUUAUAAGGGUCCAGUAACAAUAAAGCAGUUUGUUUACACAAAUCCGACCUCGAUACAAGAAUCUGAUACGGUGAAGAGCGAUAAUGUCCAAACAUCGAAUGGAACGUUUGAUUUGUCAACUGCUAAAGAAAAUUCGUCUGCGAACAACUCGAUCUUAUCACAACGUCCUCAUCUUGAUAACGGUAAUUUUUUUAGUGUAUGUAUCUUCAGUAGAUAUUGUUUAUUUAGGUUUUUGUAAAUAUUCUUUUGAAGAUUCAUAUUGUAAUGGAGAUAAAAUCCAUUAGGAAUCCGUUAGGUUUGGAUUAGUUUUGAUUAGAUAUUGAAAUUAAAAGGAAAGUUCGUCUAUGUAAUCUUUCUUGUUUCUCAGGAAUUGAAUUGAUUUUGAGUACACUGAUACUGUAGUUAUUUUCGUAUUCUGAAAAUUAUUUACAUAUACAGUUAAUUAUUUUAAAUAAUUUUAUUUUAGAUACAACUAAAUAGCAUAAAGGUAUUAUUUAUAUGUUUUAAUCUAUGCUAAUAAUAAGUAUUUUUUAAAUACACUAUCUACAAAUUUUGAUCUUUGAUUUAACUUACAUACAAAUAAAGUUGUUUCUAUCAUAAAUUCAUAGAGUUUGUCGUCAAUAAUUUGCCGUUCAAUUCUGACGUUGCGCAGUUAUUAAAUAAAAAUGAUAAAAACAACAGGAAAUAAUGAUAUUUUAGAAUCUGUGUGACGAAUUGUGUUGAUAAAAUAUGUUGGUUCCAAGAAUUAGCGGAGAUAGAUUUGAACGAUCUUGGCGGCGGCAUUUUUCUGUACUCAUUUGUCAGUUUCAAACUAGUUGCAGUUGAGUUUCGAUAAUUUAGUGUUCCUUUCAUUAUUAAUAAAAUGAUUAAGAAACCAAACUUUUAUAUUUGCUUUUAUGCCAGAGUAAAUGUAAUAAAACGGUUAUGGACCUGGCAGUGUGCAGCGUUUUUAUGUAUAUUAGCUUUAGUUCUUUUGGUAACUGUUGGUGUCAUUGCCAAUGUAUAUCUUAUACGCAAUUCUACUAUUCCAUCAACUACUUCAAUUUUUCCGCAAAUUCCAGAUUCUGGAUUGGGAGACAAAGUAAAAAAUAUUAGUUUCAUUGAACGAAAUCAAUGGGGUGCUCAACCACCUACCGCAGAUUUAAUAAAGAUGAAUCUUCCAGUACCGUAUGUGAUUAUUAGUCAUACGGCAACUAACUUUUGUAACACACAACCAGAAUGUAUAUUAUGCGUUCGAAAUGUACAGACAUUUCACAUAGAAUCUAGAAAGUGGUCAGAUAUUGCUUAUAAUUUUCUCGUUGGUGGCGAUGGAUACGUAUAUGUUGGUCGCAGUUGGGAUUACAUGGGUGCUCAUUCUUUUGGAUUCAAUAACAGAAGCAUAGGUAUUUCUUUUAUCGGAACGUUCAACACCGUAGUGCCACCUAAAAGUCAACUAGAUGCUGCACAACGAAUUAUCGAAUUGGGCGUAGAAAAUGGUAAAAUUGCGCCGAAUUAUAAAUUAUUAGGACAUCGACAAGUUUCUCGGACUUUAAGUCCGGGUGAUGCGCUAUACAGUGUUAUUCAAACUUGGCCCCAUUGGUCACCAAAGUAAAAUAUAUUUUUCUUUAUAUAAUAUAUAAACAGUAAUAUCUCGAAUUUAUUAGUUUAUGUUUAGUGUUUGAAAUUCAGAUGGAUAUUUGUAUAAGUUUCGAAUAAUAUCUCUGUUUGCAUUCAUGUCUUGUAAUAAUUUAAUAUGUAAUUUUACUGAUAAAAUUUAAACUUGUGUUUUAUACAAUUUUAUUAUAAAUUGAUCUGCAUAUAUUUAAAUUACCUAAUAUAAUUUUAAAUAAAGUAUGAAAGUAUGAGUCACUCUCUAAAUUGAAAAAACAUUUAAUAUCUCAUUUCAUAUUUUCUACUGUAAAUAUACGUAUAUUUUUUUUCGUAAAUCGUUUGUAAGUGUAUUAAAAAAAAUAAUGUAUAUACUGUGAAAAUAAAGAAUACAAAAAUAUGAUAAUAUCAAAUUUCUUAUUUUUUCUAUAUUUAUCAAGACUGUUUUAA
This is a messenger RNA of Heterotrigona itama, 3451 nucleotides long. NCBI's taxonomy places the organism in Eukaryota, Metazoa, Arthropoda, Insecta, Hymenoptera, Apidae. The record is from the annotation of a GenBank genome assembly.